AGAAAGCGGGCAUACACUCCUGUACGUUCGACGAAUACAGAUGAAGCAGAUGGAGCUGAUGAUGCCAUUUUGACAAAUGCAGAUGGAACUGAUGACGCCAUGUGCUACAGUGACACACCAGAUGAGGCUCCAUGCAAUGAAACGUUGGUGUCAUCUUUUCUGAGUGAAGCAGAUGCUGGCCAGAUGCAUGAGCUCGUUCCUGAUGCCCCCAAAAGAGACAUGUGAAAAAGGCAUUGGAACCGUAAAUGCAGAUCAGUUUCAGCCGAGAGGCUUCCGUGGCUACGACUCUGUGACAUCUGAAAGCGACCAUGCUGAAGUCCUAAAGGACCUGACAGGAGUGUCUCCUACCUGCUUCGCAGUUCUGCUGGGGUUGUUGACACAGGUGAAGACUCCACGUGCAAUGGACAUCAGCCGUGAGAGUCGCCUUCUGCUUUUCUUAAUGAAGAUGAAACAUGCCCUGACAUUUGCUGCGCUGGGUGCCCUCUUCAGUGUACACCGCACGACAGCUUCCCGCACAUUCUAUGCCACUCUGGACACAUUGUAUUCGAAGACGCAAGGGUGGUUAAUAUGGUUUCCACGAGAGGUAGUGCAAGAGACGAUGCCCCAUUCUUUUCGGGAAAAGUACCCAACAUGCAGGGUAAUCAUAGAUUGUACAGAAGUGCCAAUUGAAAAGCCCCCUGAAGUCAGUGAACAAGUUAAUUGCUGGAGCAGCUACAAGAGCAACUUCCCAUUGAAAUUCCUAGUUGGUGUGACCCCUUGCGGCUUCAUAUCAUUUGUUUCCCGUGUCUUUGGAGGGCGCUCAAGUGACACUUACAUUACAGCAAACUCUGGAUUGCUAGACUUGCUCGAACCCAAUGAUCUUGUGAUGGCUGACAAAGGAUUUCCCCAUAUCCGGUGUGACCUAGAUGCACGCCAGGUUACGCUGGAGAUCCCACCUUUUGCUCGAAUGAAUGAGCAAUUCACAACUUUAGAAGUGGAACGUACCUACAAGAUAGCUUCCCAUCGUGUUCACGUAGAACGCUGCAUUCAAAGAAUCAAAAUAUUUAACAUCUUGAAUGCAAAGUUGCCCCAAGAGCUCAGAAAUCAUGUGGACAAAAUAGUAACUCUAUGCUGCGUUCUUGCAAACAUGCAGAAGCCCAUAUUUAAAAAUCUGUGAAGAAAGAGAACAGAGAAAUAUAUGACUCAGGGGAAAAGUGCUGACGCCAGGAAUUAAGCCUAGACCUUCCUGAAUUCUGGUUAGGGACGCCACUGUUGCACCACGACAGCAGCACAUUCUCCUGAGUUAGAAGGCUUCAAGUACGAAGAGGACGGACAACCAAUCACAUUCCUCCCAUUCUCUGUUACAUCUUUCUCAUUCGCUCAUACAUUCAGACAUGAGGCAGGGCGUCAUCUUGUUGGUCCAAGGUAAAGAAGCAUUAGUCAAGGCAAUGUAAUUUAACUGAUUCUGUGUCGUCCAUGUCUGUAGCCUGCCUCUGCUAAUUCUCGUCAUUUACACAAGAUAUUGCCCUGCCUCGUGUAUGAAUCUGUGCAUGAGUGAGAAUGGAAAGAACCUGAUUUGUUGCCCUUCUGCUCUGUACUUGGGCACCCUAACUCAGAAGAAAGCCCAGCUGUCAUGGUUU
Messenger RNA from Ornithodoros turicata, 1619 nucleotides. RefSeq lists its product as uncharacterized. The coding region runs from base 173 to 1156 and encodes 327 amino acids. The record is from RefSeq and is a predicted model, not a curated record. The transcript has 3 exons. NCBI's taxonomy places the organism in Eukaryota, Metazoa, Arthropoda, Arachnida, Ixodida, Argasidae.